AUAGAAACUGGCAGCAGCGGAGCAAUAGAUUGAAACAACUGAACGAUCCAUCAUACUUUUCUGCCCUUUUUUGCGUGAAAUGGACCACUAUUUUUAUCCUUCGCAUCACGGCGGAUUUGCACUGCUCGUGUUCAUGUUGGUUGUUACCUCUGCUUUGCUGAUUGCGAAUUGGACAGGUUUAGUACUCGUGAAUGAUAACAUUGGUACGAGUAUCAAUGAACCGUGUAUUCCUACCUUUCAGAUCGCUAUGGAUAAUCAUCUAGAGAUUGAUGCCUCAAACCUAGCACUUUCCUUGAUCAAAAGCGCCUACCACCAAGAUUAUUACAAUUCGUCUAUAUCACAUCAUUAUUUUGUCCGGACGGCUCCAUCGAAUAUCCAGGAGGAACUGUCGAAAUUUGUUUGGAGUGGCUCUGUUCUGAAACAGAUACGUGCAAGACUCAGGGGGACUGAUGGGGAUUGCGAUGCCGAUUUCGCCAAUUCCGACUUUCGUGUGAUCCCAGACGUUUUUGACGAAGUUUACUUCAUGAGACCCGAAUUGGACUUGCUGGACGAAAAGAAGAUCCACUUUGAUGGAAAUCUAAAAGUCCCAGGGAUAUGCACAAUCCGAGCCCUAACUUAUCUUUCGGGGAAUGAUGCAACGCUUUUCGCUCUCACGAGUGACGAAAAUUAUACCACAUACAGCCACAGCUCGAUUAUUUUGGACUUUAACAGAGAACUGCACUAUGUUGCAUUGAAUUCCACCUCCAAGACUUCAAUGAACCAAUCACUUGGAGCAACAUAUAUGGAACAAGAGCCUCGUGUUAUGGUAAAAUCUGCCAUGCACGUAAUACCGCCUGGAAACCAUUUUUUGCUCACUCAUUUUCAGAUAGGACUUCAUCGAAUAAUGGUGUUCGGAGCCAGGAGUUUUAGGCGUGCAUUCGAAUCAAAAUCAGAUCAAAAAAUGUCUUCAAAAUUGAAUUUGUGCAUGAUGGCCAUCGACAAUACGAUGAGAUUUCUGAAUAAAAUUCAUAUGAUGUUACCACUCAUCGUCAUCGGUCUACCGCUCGGUGUAAUCUUGUAUGCACUGAUACUAUAUCCCCUGCAAUUUGUCCCCUACAUUUUCCACAUUGUGAUGAGGUGGCGUUACCACACAGACCAAGUAAUUAAAAAAGGAGUGUGGUGGAUUGUCACAGGGCUCAUUGUUCUCAAUAAUUUGGCGUCCGUAACACGAAAUUUGCAGAGGCACAUCACCGCUUCUAGCACUAUUUCCACUAUGAAUAAGAACAAAAUAACAUCGUCUCCAGCACUAAUUCUGGUCGGAGUGAACGAAAUUCGUUUCUUACUCCUCCACAUCGGUUGGAUAGGAGUGUGUUACUAUUUUGAAGCGAACGCUGAGAUGGGAAACAGAAUUCUCCUCGCUCCAUGGCAACAAACUAUUCGACUUGAUGAUACACUAUAAUUUCACGAAAGCACCUUAACUUCUUUA
Molecule: messenger RNA, 1465 nt
Organism: Pseudo-nitzschia multistriata
Lineage: Eukaryota; Bacillariophyta; Bacillariophyceae; Bacillariales; Bacillariaceae
Source: the annotation of a GenBank genome assembly